Drosophila willistoni is the source of this 683-nucleotide messenger RNA. RefSeq names its product electron transfer flavoprotein regulatory factor 1 (gene osi). Gene Ontology annotation, cellular component: mitochondrion. The transcript has 2 exons. The coding region runs from base 142 to 402 and encodes 86 amino acids. The record is from RefSeq and is a predicted model, not a curated record. Lineage: Eukaryota; Metazoa; Arthropoda; Insecta; Diptera; Drosophilidae. Gene Ontology annotation, biological process: respiratory electron transport chain.
GGUCACACUAGUUCGCAUUGUACCCCCGGAGAGGAAUUUGUGAAGAGAAAAACCGAAAUAAACGACAAAAACAGCCUCAGUUGAUAAAUUGCAUUUACCAAUUCCAGAAAUAACCCAUAGCCACAUAGACGUAUACUGGUGAUGUCUGCUGCGCUACGCUCUAAAGUUAUAGCCCUCUACAAGCACUUGCAAUAUUUGGGCCGGGAAUAUCCCGGCCUAAAUGGACCCGAGAAGUUUCGCAAGCAAGUCCAUGAUGCCUUUAUGAAUCACAAAGAUGAGAGCGAUCCUAAGAAGAUAGUGGCUCUAUUAGCGCAGGGACGCUAUUUGGCCAAAGAAGUGGAGGCACUAUAUUCGUUAAAAAAGUAUCGAAGUGUGAAGCAACGUUAUAGCUACAAUGACUAAGGCGGAAGCGAGAGGCGAAAUAAUGACCCAAAGUGGGAGGGAAGUGAAGGCGAAAGGCGGAAUUUUAAAUUGAAAUUCAAGGACUGACAAGCAUGCAAAUGGAGAAGAGAACCAGCGAUGGUGGAGAACGAGGAGAAGGAAACGCUUUUUGUUAUAAACAAAUUCGAAUGUCUUGUCAAAAGUGAAACAUGAAACCAGACUGAGCGAAUAAAUGCGAAAAGAGUAAAAAAAAGAGAAAACAAAAUACAUAAUUGUCAUUGAGUAAGCCAAAUAUAACUAAA